GAAGUCUUGGCUCUUUCAGUCGUAGCAUAGUCUACUCUUUUACUGUAGAAAAUUAAUAUGUACGUGUGAAAUGAAAAGGGGCUUUGGCUUUGAAUCGUGCCAUCAUGUCAUGACUUGAAAAUGUAGUCUGCAAGUUUAAUGAAAACAGACCGAGUAAAUCCCGGCGACGCGGUGGAAACAGAAGAUCGACUGUUAUGAGGAGCGAGAAAAGCCCGACGGAUAUAGCUAAAUCUGUAGAGUUAGACACGGGAAUGGACGACCAUGGAUCUCAGGGUACCCCGCGUCCGCUACCUCCUGCUGCCAGAAGAUCGACAAAAGGAAAAGCUCCUCCCCCACCUGCAGCCAAGGGCCUGGACGGCCAGAGACUGUCCCUGAGACUUCUGGGAAGCCCGCUCUCCACCAUGGACCAGAAAGAGAACCUCAUCGACAAGGACCUGAACCUGACCGUGGUUCUGCCCGGAGGGGUGGAGACACCGGCCACGGUGCCCGGGAGCAAGCCCAUGAUGGACCUGUUAGUCAUGCUGUGUGCAAAAUACCACCUGAACCCUUCCGGCCACACCAUCGAGCUCAUCUCCACAAACAGAAACCACAUCAAGUUCAAGCCCAACGCUUUGAUAGGAACCUUGGAGGCCGAGAGGAUCCUACUCAAACCCAAGGGUGUGGAUGAAAAGAGCAAGAAGGCAGGGCCGCAAAUGCCAGAGGCUACCGUCCGCCUCGUCAUAAACUACAAAAAAACACAGAAGACGAUUCUAAGAGUCAACCCUCGAGUUCCCCUUGAAGAUCUCAUGCCUGCAGUUUGUGAAAAAUGUGAAUUUGACCAAAAGACCUCUGUUUUAUUGCGAGAUGUCCUGUCAGAAGAGCCUCUGGACUUGACCAAAUCCCUCAAUGACUUUGGCUUGAGAGAGGUCUAUGCAGUGGACACUAAAAGUGUUAACUCGGACAUACCGUCCUCGCCAAUAGAGAGAGGAGAUAGAAGUCCAUCAUACAAAAGCAGAUCUUUCAAGGAGAAAGAAAACAAAGGAUUGUUCAGCUUGUUUCGUAGAAGUAGUAAGAAGAAGCCAGACCAGGCGGUGGCCAUGAGUGCGCCUACGUCCCCGGUCCUGAGCAAGCCGAGGCCGGUUAGCAUGCCGCUGCUCGGUGCCAGCGCGUCCGUGUACAGCUCCAGCGCCACGCUCUCCGACGUGCCAAAGAAGAGACGGGCACCCCUGCCCCCCACCAUGGUGUCGCCGAGAUCCCCGUCCAGCCUCAGUGACUCCCCGACCUACACCUUCUCUGAAGGAGACCGGGAAGUUUCUGGGAUCCGUCGAGGGUCCUCUUCGGAGUCUUCGCUGAAGAGGACCAAGAGGAAGGCUCCGCCGCCCCCUUCCUCACCUUCUGCCAUGGCCAAGCCAGACGAGGCUCUGGAGGACGGGAGUGUUAAAGCCGGAUCGGUGCCCCACAGUCCCCUGGAGGAGAUCCGCGAGCAGGAAGAGAUGGCGGUCACCGCCACCCCCGACCCCGGCGCCGCAGCCGACGUCCGGACGGGCGACGGGAGCCCCGACGCCUCUGCCGACGUCCCGAUGGAUUCUGGGAAAACGGAGCCGGAGCUGCCCCCGCCUCCCACGGACGAGGAGCUGGCGGUGGCGAGCUCUCCGCUGGCGCUGGAUGGCACGGGGGAAGAUCAGUCGAAUGAUCUGUCCUCAGAUGGCAAACCAGCAAAGGACCCUGCGAGUGAUCAGGAAUGCACUGAACAAACUCCGAACACUGUGGAAACCCCUGAACUGGAACACAGAGAUUCUGCAGGGACAGAUACUGCAGGCACUGAUUUAAGCCCACCAGCUGAAGCGGAGCAGACGGUCUUGUUGGUAGAGGGUGCUUCAGUGCUGGGUGAUGUUAAGGAGAAGAGCGACUCUGGAACGUGCACGGCUCCGAGCGCGCCCGAAUUCCCCGCUCCCCCCCCUGUUCUCCCCGCUCCUCCCGCCCCCCGGCCCCAGACCCGGGACGCCGAGACGCUGACCUCCGACGAGCCGAACGGCGGGGCUCCUCUGGAGCGCGCGGAGAUAGCGGAAGCGCCGGCGGCCGUCGCCGCGGUAUCCCCCGCGGCCUCCCCGCCGAUAGCAGCAUCGCCGACCCCGCCUGUCGUCCAGCUGCCCCCGGCGUCUCCCUCCGAAGCGGCCCGGCCGAAGAGGGACAUGGCCACGUCCACGGAGGAGCUCCCCCAGGGCGAGGCUCCUCCCACGUCACCUCAGGAGCCCAAGAGCUCGCCCAUAUACCUCCUGGACUACGCCCCCAAACCCAAGCCGUCCAACGAGCUCACGAGAGAAUACAUCCCCAAGGUGGGGCUCACCACCUACACCAUCGUGCCCCAGAAGUCCCUGGAGAAGCUCCGUUUCUUCGAGGUGGAGCUGACGCUGGAGCCCCCGGGCUCGGCCCCGGGACAGAUGGUCGCCGUGGGGACCCAGCGCUGUCUCGCAGGGGUCCCCGCCGAGCAGCUGGAGCUCCGGAGCCCCACGCUCGUGAUGGGGGCUCCGCUGAGCAACGGGAGGUUCGCCGGCGUCCACGGCUUCCACGGAAACUCGCCUCCCGCUCAGUCGCCUCCCGCUCAGUCGCCUGCCGCUCAGUCGCCUCCCGCGCCUGCCGACGCCAAGCCGCCGUCCCUGCGCCGCAUGGGCACCUGGGCGGCUCCCGGGCCCAAGAAAACUCCGCCCCCGACCAAGCCCAAGCCGGGAUCUUUCCGCUUGUCGCUGCACAAGAGGACCCCCGGAUACGUGACGUCAGCGGCCGUGAAGAGCGCGAACGCCAUUCUCGCCAGCGGGCGGACCGAGGCGCCGGGGAGGCCAGACGCGGGACAGCCUGCGGAGGAGGAAAGCUUCCCACCUCCCCCUCCCCCUGAGCUCUGGGCAGGAGGGGCAGAAACCAGUCAGGAUGAGCCAAAGCCUCGGGAAGAGAACACAGUGGACGGCCCUGCUGCCAAUCUCGCAAGUCCUGCCCCCAGGCCCAUUGACUCCGCCCCCAAUGUCAAUGUCCCUGGCCCUGCCCCUGGGCCUGUUGACUCCGCCCCCAAUGUCAAUGUCCCUGCCCCUGGGCCUGUUGACUCUGCCCCUGAUGUCAAUGUCCUUGCCCCUGCCCCUAUGCCUGUUGUCCCCGCCACUAAUGUCAAUGUCCUUGCCCCUGCCCCAAGGCCUGUUGACCUCGUCCCCAAUGCCACUGUUUCUCCGCCCAGGGCGUCAGGCUCCGCCCCCAGGCUCACUCGCCAAUAUAGUCUGCCAGCCAGUGACCCGACAGUGGGGCUGAGUCUGGAGAGGAUGAGGGGCUUGAUGGCCCCCAAGCCGUACGCGCCCACCUCCCAGUCCCGCUUCGCCAGGGCUGUGUCCACUGCCAUCAAGAGGUCCCAGUCCUUUACUAAACCCUCCAGUGCCGACCCACAGCCUCCCGGAGUCCUGCCUGCCUCCUCGCUGGCCAACCAGAACUCGAUCAAAGAAGUGGCGGAACCUUCCAGAAGUCCGGAGAAGGAGGUGCGGGAGAGAGAGGAGGGCAAGACGCCGGAGCCCCAGCCAGGGGAGCGGCCCGACGGCGGGACAGGUGGCGCCGUGUCCUCGGAGAUGCCCGUCGGAGGAGAGACCAAUUCGCCAGCGGUGCCUGAUGCUUUGCCUCAGUUGUCUUUGAAUGGAGGGCCAACAGAGAUGUAGCCAACACAAGUUGAAUAGAGAUAUUUAUCUCCUCCUGUCACAUGACCUGAGUCGACCCUCAAGAAGAGGCAGUUCACCAGGUUCAACGCACAGGAAAUACAUUUUUUUGAGUAAAUUGAAAAAGUUUAUAAAGCGUUUCCUGGCCCCUUUUGAGAUUACUUUGUUUCCAAAUAAUUAUAUAUCAAUAUUUUGAGACUAAUUAUGUAUCAUAAUAUAUUUCAUUUCAUUUAAUUUGUUUAUUAAUAUCAGACCUUUUUGGGGUUGCUGGUUUUAUAAUGGUUAUAUGAAUUAUGUACAUGUUCCGAUUUAAAUGGUCUGUCUUAAGUUGCAUUAAUGUAUUUUUCUGGGUUAAUUAAAUUAUUAGUAUUAAAAUUAAGUUGUAAUUUUCAUCCAGAAAUAAAAAAAUAUAUAUUUACAAUAAGUCUAUUCAGACUGACUUGAAGAUGCGGUACUUAUAAAGUGUUCUUCCAUCAAUUAGAUUUUUUUAUUUGAUUUGUUUGUUUUAUAUUUUAUCAAAACAAAUCUGUGACCAGUCACUGGUACACGUAAACACUGUACAUGCAGUGUUGCUAUAUAUCUGUCAAGACUUCUGCUGAAAACACUUUAAAGAAUGGAAGCUGUGUUUGUGUACAUUGAAAUUAAAUUUAUCGGUUUGACUCUG
Molecule: messenger RNA, 4329 nt
Organism: Anguilla rostrata (American eel)
Lineage: Eukaryota; Metazoa; Chordata; Actinopteri; Anguilliformes; Anguillidae
Gene: cobll1b
Product: cordon-bleu WH2 repeat protein-like 1b
Exons: 14
Coding region: 195-3668 (1157 amino acids)
Molecular function (GO): actin monomer binding
Source: RefSeq, a predicted model, not a curated record